This is a messenger RNA of Terrapene triunguis (Three-toed box turtle), 2832 nucleotides long. Its product is annotated as transmembrane protein 231. The record is from RefSeq and is a predicted model, not a curated record. Bases 34 to 978 code for a protein of 314 amino acids. Gene Ontology annotation, biological process: cilium assembly; regulation of protein localization. Lineage: Eukaryota; Metazoa; Chordata; Testudines; Emydidae. Gene Ontology annotation, cellular component: ciliary membrane; ciliary transition zone. The transcript has 7 exons.
CUGGCUUUGGCGGACGCCCGAGGCCUGCCCGCCAUGGCCCAGCUGGAGCUCUUCUCCCACCCCGGGCCCGGCGUCCGCUACCGCGCCGGGCUCUGCUCUACGGCGGCGCUGGGGCUGCUGCUGCUGUGGGCACUCACCUACCUGCCGCCGCUGCUAGUGGCGUAUCGGAGUCAGGGACUUUGGCUGAAGCAAAGUACCUACAUGGAGCAGCCCACAGUACAAUUUCAGUAUGAGGUGCUGCUGGUGGCUAUGACUGGAGCUGACCCAGGCAGCUUCCUGGCUUGGAGCACAUUUCCAGCCUUCAACCACCUCCAGGAAGACCAACUGCGAGUUCCACUCAUCUCGACUAGAGAAGAAGACAAGAAUCAUGAUGGCAAAAUGGACCAAUUACAUUUUAAAUUAGAGCUUCCUCUACAAUCUACAGAACAAGUACUUGCUGUCCAGCUCAUUCUGACUUUCUCCUACCAAUUACAUAGGAUGUCAACAUUUGUGAUGCAGAGCAUGGCUUUUAUCCAGUCGUCCUCCCCUAUUCCAGGGUCCCAGCUUUAUGUGAACGGAGACCUGAAAUUGCACCAGAGGCAGUCACUUAACCAUUGUGGAGUAGACAUCAGAUACAAUGUAUCUGUGAUCAAUGGCACCAGCCCUUUUGCAAGUGACUACGAUCUCACUAACAUCAUUGCAGCAUAUCAAGAUAGAAAUGUAACAACAGUUCUUUCUGAUUCCAACCCUGUUUGGCUGGUAGGAAGAGCAGCAGAUGCGCCAUUUGUGAUUAAUGCCACUAUCCGUUACCCAGUGGAAGUUAUUUUAUAUCAGCCAGGUUUCUGGGAAAUGAUCAAAUUUGCCUGGAUCCAGUAUGUUAGUAUCCUGCUUAUCUUUCUUUGGGUGUUUGACAGGAUAAAAAUCUUCGUGUUCCAGAAUCAGGUACUGACCACAAUACCAGUGUUGCCAAUUUCCUCUUAUAAACAGCACCAGUCCUGAGAAAAUACCUGAAAUGACUUUAAAGAGACUUAGGAUAAGAGAGUCUACUUAAUUUUCAUUCUCUUUAGAAUUCUCGUAUUUCUGAAGAUGAGGAACUUCAUAAGUUACAUUCUGGAUCAUGUUCUGUUAAUGCUACAACAGACUAGAGUGUCUGGACAUUUUUAUUUCUUUGUAUUUAGUAGACCUCACGUUGCUGUGAGAGAGCACUGCUUUGGGAUUAUUGUGUGCUCUCAUGUUUUUGACAGUUCAAGAAGAAUGUUAUCUUUUGCAAUAUGACUGCAUUUCAAAAGCCAUGCAAGCCAACAUGGCACCUGUUCUGCUGAAAUCUAUACCACCUUUGGCUGAUCAGAUAUGCUUUUAAUUUGGCUAAAAUACACAAUAUAAUAAUUGAAAGCCACAUGGUAACAAUAACUGUGUAAACUACUUGUACUGUCUUAGUUUUGUAUAUAAGGGCACCACUAAUCAGUUCUGAAAACUGAAGUUCUAUCAAGCCUUUAACUGUGUUGAGGCGUGGGAAUGGGAGGGGAGAGAUUUUGAAAGAAUGGGGAAGAGGCAAAGGCACGCUUCCCAAGAGUUUGUGGUUCCACGUAUGCUUUCAUUGACCUGGUACAUGUUCCAAAAUCAUGAACAGGCAACAGUCCUGUCACUUUCUGUGUUGCUCCUUUGUUUUGAGGACAGAAUGUUAACAUGAUGUGAAUUAGGUUUUAUUAAAUGCCAGAUAUUUUGAAAAUGCAAUAUUAGGUGUCAUUUUUUCAUUGGAUGAUGGGCAGACUUAAGGUUGAUGUGGGAACAUUAAUUAUCAUUUUGGGACUUUAUUAUUUAUUUGUAUUACCAUAGCACCUAGUCAUAGGCCAGGACCCUAUUGUGGUUGGUGCUGUACAAGCACAGGACAAAAGGACUGUCCCUAACCAAAAGUACAAUUUAAAGUAUGAUAAUUGACAAAUGGAUACUAACAGAUAGAUGAAUACAAGGAAGCAGUGAGACUGUACUAGCCAGCAUGAUAGGCAGUGGUAGCAGUUCACCAACAGUGCAGCAAUUGUUUGUUUGUUGGCAUCAUGGCAAAGGAGAGUCUUUUAAGGAGGAAGUUAAAAGCGGUUAAUGGGGUAGCUUUAUGACUGUUUACUGGAGGCAUCUCUCAAGCAUGAGGAACAUCAUGGGGUGGGGGGAGCACGAAGGUGCUUGCCUGAAAAUGUAACAAGUGGCGAUGGAGGGAGGUAUCAUUGGCCAAUUAGAGGAGAGAGUCAACAUCUUGAUCGUGAAUUAGAAAUGAUAGGUAGGAUGAGCAUAGGCCAUUAAAAGCCUUGAAAGUGAAUAUAAGCAGCUUAUGUUUGGUGCAAUAGAGAAGGGGGAGUCAGUGGAGGGAUUCAAAGAGAAUAGUUACAGGGUCAAAGCAUCAGCAUUCUGAAUGGAGAUGAGCAGGGCAAGAUUGCAUUUGUCAAGGCCAGAGGAAAGGAUGUUUCAGUAAUCAAGAUGCAGGACUGGAUAAGAGUUUUAGCUGUGUGAAUCGAUAAGAAAGACCAUAUGUUAGAUGUUAUGCAGAAAGAAUCAGCAAGACUUAGAUAUAGCCUGGAUUUGAGGACCUAGAGAGGUCUGAGUGAAGAGGAGAAUGAGGAUGGAGUACUGGUUCUGCACUUUGGCUAGCAAAAGGGUAUCCGAGAACCUGACAUACCAGGGUACAAUCCAGACUAAUGAGCAGGUAUGUCACCCUUUCCCUGCACUCUUGGGUGCCUUACAAUGUCUUGCUGAAGUAGUUCCCACCUGGGCCACUCUCAAACAGCCUUCCAGCAUGCAAGCCACCCCCUGAGUGUCUGUCUGUAACAGCAGCCUGCCAGCCACACUUGGGUUACAUUCUGG